AUGUCGAAUGCUCUGCAAGGAGAAGUGGCCAACGGAUACUGUUUUGUCAAGCAUCCCGCGAACGGUCUUGAGUCGGCAUAUAAGGAAUUACUAAUCAGAGCCUAUUCCUCCAGCAAGGGCGCUCUUGCCAGAGACGGCCAUUGGAGGUGGCCUAUCGUUAUGUCAAACCUUAAGCAAGUGACCGAACUGGAAGAGAUACUUGCUGGCGGGGUCUAUGUGGAAGGUGGUUCGUGUCCACGAGUGCGUGAGCUUUUUGCACUUGAAUGUGAGAACGGACCAUUCGCCAGUUGUGGAAUUUACGUCUGGGGUGGUUCCGUGGUGUAUGUCGCACGACACCACAAAGCGAAACGACAAACGAACCGCGAGUUUUAUGUCGUUCGCUUCCUGCCAGCCAGGUUAAGCCGGGCUAUGUACUUGUACUUUGUCUAUAUCCGGAGAUUGGCCAAUUUAUUACGUCGAGAACAGGUUGGGUACUCUGAGAUUGCUCAGAAACACUCAGAGGAACGAAACGCUCAGAGGAACGAAACGCUCAGAGGAACGAAACGAACGGCUUCUCUUUCAUGUGAAUGGAAAGGCUUGGUCCUGGACCCUUGCUUGCCGGGCCAAUUAUAUGCUGCUAAAUCAGCCGUAAGAACGGUAGUUGACUCCACAGGGCGUUCCGAAUCUCGUGACAGCGGCGCAGAUAGAAAUGCUGUAUUUGCGUGGCAAAGCGGACAUCGUCCAUUGCAACGGGAGACCAACUACGGCCUCAACGGAGCCUAUCCGUUUCGGCUUCAACCAGCACUCUUGCGUGUUUAUGAGUGG
Messenger RNA from Fusarium oxysporum Fo47, 804 nucleotides. RefSeq lists its product as uncharacterized. Lineage: Eukaryota; Fungi; Ascomycota; Sordariomycetes; Hypocreales; Nectriaceae. The transcript is spliced from 3 exons. The record is from RefSeq and is a predicted model, not a curated record. The annotation marks the transcript as partial.